Messenger RNA from Vigna unguiculata (cowpea), 3601 nucleotides. RefSeq lists its product as uncharacterized. The record is from RefSeq and is a predicted model, not a curated record. Lineage: Eukaryota; Viridiplantae; Streptophyta; Magnoliopsida; Fabales; Fabaceae. Gene Ontology annotation, biological process: protein phosphorylation. Gene Ontology annotation, molecular function: receptor serine/threonine kinase binding; ATP binding; protein kinase activity.
UUUCUCUUUUAACACUACUUUUGCCUUUUGCUUUUUCUUAAUAAGUAUGUCCGAGACAUGUAGGUAAAUAUGUCUCGGUAUGAAAGUCUAUGUUAGAUUUACUAGAAAUAAGACAAUUCCAACACUUUUGAAUUAUCAAUUUCUUUUUAGCUUGCUUGUGUGUUAACUACACAUCAUGGUGAGGUUCAACUUGGUCAUGAUUUGCUUUUCUUCCAUGUUAUAUGCUGUUAAUGCACUGAAUAAUGACGGGGUGGCUCUUCUGUCACUCCAGAAUCAUUGGACAUUUGUGCCUCCUUCCAUAAACUUGAGUUGGAAUGCUUCUGAUUCCACUCCAUGUUCUUGGUUAGGAGUCCAGUGUGACAAUAACAAUAGUGCAAUCUAUCUUAACCUCUCUGGAAACUCAAUUUCAGGUCUUCUGGGACCUGAAAUUGGACACUUGAGUCACUUGCAAACACUUGACUUGUCCUUAAACAACAUCUCAGGGAACAUACCCUCUGAGUUAGGAAACUGUAGUCUGCUUCAAAACCUUGACCUUUCUUAUAACAGUAUCACAGGAAACAUACCUGAUAGUUUGAAAAACCUGCAGAAUUUAGUCUCUUUCAGUGUUCCAUACAAUAGUCUAACAGGUCAAAUUCCUGAGUUCUUGUUUCAACUUCAACACUUGGAAGAUCUUCUCCUGAACCAAAACUCUUUCACUGGUUCCAUUCCAAUGAAUGUUGGGAACGGUUCAGAAAUUGUGAUACUGUAUCUGGAUCGUAAUCAGUUGUCAGGAACUAUUCCACCUUCCAUUGGAAACUGCAGCAAAUUAGAGGAACUGUAUUUGGACUAUAACCAGUUGCAUGGAGUUCUACCUGAAAGUGUUAACAAUCUUCAAAGUGUUGUUAAGUUGAGUUUCAGUAAUAAUAGACUUGAGGGUACCGUUCCAUUAUUAGGAUCUAGCACAUGUAAAAGUUUACAAUAUUUGGAUCUGUCAGUGAAUAAAUUUAGUGGAGGCAUGCCUUCAACCUUUGGGAAUUGCAGUGGAUUAAGAGAAAUUUAUGCUUUCAACACAAGUUUCGGAGGCAGCAUUCCAUCAUCCUUAGGCCAACUAACACAACUUUCUAUUCUUCGCCUUGAAACCAAUCAAUUUUCUGGUCAAAUACCUUCAGAAAUUGGUGAUUGUAGGUCAUUGCAAAUGUUGAUGUUGAAUAACAAUGAACUUGAGGGAGAAAUUCCAAGUGAAUUAGGAAAGCUGAGUCAGUUGCAAGAUCUUAGACUUCAUUACAACCAUUUGACAGGUGGAAUUCCAGUGAGCAUUUGGAAAAUUUCUAGCCUUCAGCAAGUGCAUGUGUAUUACAAUAACCUUUCUGGUGAGGUGCCUUCAGAAUUGACAGAACUCAAACAACUGAAAAAACUUGGCUUGUUCCGAAACCAAUUCUCUGGAGUCAUUCCUCAAAGCUUAGGAAUCAAUAGCAGUUUAGAGGAGUUAGAUUUCUCAUAUAAUCACUUCACUGGUAACAUUCCUCCUAAUCUCUGCUUUGGACAGCAAUUAUCUAAGCUAAUCCUGGCUUCAAAUCAAUUGCAAGGUGGUAUUCCUCCUGACAUAGGAACAUGUACAACACUGACUAGAUUAAGGCUUGAUGGAAACAACUUAACUGGAGCUUUACCUGAUUUUACAAGCAAUAGUAGUCUCACCUACAUGGACUUCAGUGGGAACAACAUCAAUGGAACAAUUCCAUCAAGUUUGGGAAACUGCAUAAAUCUUACCACUGUUAGUUUUUCUCACAACAAUCUUUCUGGGAUCAUACCCUUUGGGCUAGGAAACCUUGUGAACCUUCAAAAGUUGAACCUUUCUCAAAACAAAUUAGAAGGUCCUUUGCCACAUGAGCUGUCAAACUGUAAGAAAAUGCAGUACUUCGAUGCUGGAUUCAACUCUCUGAAUGGUUCAUUCCCAUCUAGUUUGAGAACUUGGACAGGGUUGACAACAUUGAAUCUAAGGGACAAUCAUUUCACUGGUGGUAUCCCAACUUUCUUAUCAGAAUUUGAAGGCCUUUCUGAUCUGCAUCUUGGGGGAAAUGAUUUUGGAGGCCAGAUUCCUAGAUCAAUUGGUGAGAUGCAAAAUCUUCUUUAUGAGUUGAAUCUAAGUGCUAAUGGGUUGACAGGUGAAAUUCCUCCUGAGAUUGGGAAACUGAAACUACUGCAAAGCUUGGAUAUUUCUCUCAACAAUCUGACUGGAAAAAUUGAAGUUCUUGAAGAUCUCUCUUCACUGAUUCAACUCAAUGUUUCAUACAAUUCUUUUUCUGGUCCUCUUCCAGACACACUAGUGAACUUGCUCCAUUCUUCUCCCUCAUCAUUCUUGGGAGUUCCUGGCUUAUGUGUUAGAUGUUUUUCCUCAAAUUGUUCAAAAAAUAACAGCUUGAAGCCAUGUGACGAGAACAACACUACAAAUAAAAAAGGGCUGAGUAAAGUUAAAGUUAUGUUGAUAGCAGUUGGAUCUUCACUACUGAUAUCAAUUCUGUUACUUGGUCUUGUUUACCUGCUAUACUACAAGCAAGAUGUGAAGAUUUUUCCCGAACAGAGAUCUUCAACUUUGUUCAAGAAGGUGAUGAAGGUCACAGAGAACCUAAAUGAUAGGCAUGUUAUUGGGAGAGGAGCACAUGGAGUUAUUUACAAAGUUGAAUUCAGUGUGGACGAAGUUUUUGUCAUAAAGAAAUUUCCCUUUGCAGAAAACAGAAAACUGAUCACUAGCAUGAGCACAGAGAUUGAAACCACUGGGAAGAUAAGGCACAAAAAUCUAGUGAGAAUAAAAAACUUCUGGUUAAGAAAGGACUUUGGUCUAAUCUUGUACAAGUACAUGGAAAAUGGAAGUCUUCAUGAUGUUCUGCAUGAGAAGUUUCCACCACCACCUUUGGAGUGGAAUGUGCGCUAUGAGAUUGCAGUUGGAAUUGCUCAUGGACUUGCAUACCUCCAUCAUGAUUGUGACCCUUUCAUAGUGCACAGAGAUAUCAAACCAAAGAAUAUACUUUUGAAUUCUGAUAUGGUGCCUCAUAUUGCUGAUUUUGGCAUUGCAAGGCUUCUAGACCAUUCCUCUUAUUCAUUGCAAUCUUUCUCUGUUCCUGGUACAGUAGGCUACAUUGCACCAGAGAAUGCUUAUUCACCAGUGAUGAGUAAGAAGAGUGAUGUGUAUAGUUACGGAGUGCUUUUGCUAGAGCUGAUAUGCAGAAAGAAGGUGCUAGAUGAUCCUUCAUUUAUGGAAGGAACAGAUCUUGUGGGGUGGGUUACAUGUACCUGGGAGAAAACAAAAGGCAUUGAUGGAAUUGUUGACUCAGGGCUUGAAGAGGAACUUUUGGAUUCAAAUUUGAGGGAACAAGUUGAAAAAGUGCUUUUGAUGGCAUUGAGAUGUACUGAUAAGCAUCCAGGUGAGAGACCAACAAUGAGAGAAGUGGUCAACGAGUUGAUGGAUACAUGCAAAGAUCCUGACACGAAGAAGAGUAGCCAAAUGUUGACUAGGACAUUCACUCUGUAAAAAGGGAAAAAUAGUUAAAUAGAUCAUGAGUAUAUAAAUAAUGAUUUCUAAUGUAUAGAUGAAAUUGUAUGAAUGAAUUUCUUUCGUGGAUUAAAA